Megalops cyprinoides (Indo-Pacific tarpon) is the source of this 1127-nucleotide messenger RNA. It is a transcript of the gene ier3, whose product is annotated as immediate early response 3. The transcript has a single exon. Lineage: Eukaryota; Metazoa; Chordata; Actinopteri; Elopiformes; Megalopidae. Gene Ontology annotation, biological process: negative regulation of apoptotic process. The record is from RefSeq and is a predicted model, not a curated record. The coding region runs from base 41 to 637 and encodes 198 amino acids.
AAGAGUCGAGAAAGCUAAGCGAAUCGAGAAGCGAACAACCAUGUUAGCAAGAUCAAAUAGCUUUGUGAUGUCGAUUUCGCUGGAACACUUCGAUUACAGGCCAAUGAUGCCCCGAAGCACAGAACCCGAAAUUUUCACUUUCGAGCAGGUUCCAGCUGAGCUGCCGCUGCGCAACACGCCGGUCCGGCACAGGAGAAAGAACACACGGGUUAUGUACCCGUCCAAUGUUCGCAAGUACCUCCCGCCAGCCGAGAAGAGCCCAGCGAAGCGGUGGCUGCUGAUCCUGUGCCUGGUGGUGUUUCUGCAAAUCUACACGGAGGAGCCCUGCAUGGAGGCGCCGAGCACCGCCGAGAGCCCUGCUACUGACAUUGAAAGUGAGGACUUGUCCUUCUCGCAGUACCAACUUCUGCCUUUCCACUCUGCGGAGCAGCAAGCUCACCAGAUGAAAACAUUCUCCGCGGAGUCGUCGCACCCCGAGCAAAGCGUUCCUCAAGAGAAGUCCCUGACCGAGGUCUUGAACUGGACAUGUCCCAGCCGGAGCUCAGAGAGGACUGGCUUGUACGAGCAAAGCAGGAGGAACGGCUACGUCGUGGCUCUGCUUUACCCUGUUUACCACAGGCUGGGCAGCGAGAAGUGAAGUAACCAUGGCGUUUCUUGAGACCGGGGUGCGACCGCGGUGUUCAAGCCGAAAGGGAAGUGCAGACAGCCGGCUGAAAAGUGGGCUGGCGGCGCACAGUUUCCCGAACAAGAGCAGCUACUCGGGGCUUAGCGGAGCCCGAAAGAAGGAGACGUCGACCCAUAAAAUCGAUUCAUAAAAUGGUCGAGAAACUGAAGAACUGACUUAUCUGACUGUUCAACGUGGAACUUAAACGAAACUUGAGAUCGAUAUGGACAGAAAACUUGAAGUUAACUUUUUAGAAACUUGUUCUUAAUUGCACAGCAGAUGUAUGACGUACUUACAGGUGUCCUCCUCGGAGUUACACAGACUAUGCAGUUGUUUGGCUGACAUAGUUCGUGGGUGAGAGGAGGACUCUUCUACAUUAGAAGCACACCUUGAUACUACUUGAAACUGAAUUUGCUAAUGUUGGAUAGUAUUUAAUAUAGAAACCUGUUAUUAUUUAUUGAUA